CCCGGUGCUCCCCCCGGCGCCCGCCCCGCGUCGGUGAGGGCCCGGCCUGGAGGCCCGGAGCCAUGGGCUGCAUCGGCUCCCGGACCGUGGGAAAUGAGGUGAUCGCCGUGGACUGGAAGGGCCUGAAGGAUGUGGACCAAAUCAACAUGGACAGCACCAGCUCGCUGCACGGGAGCAGCCUUCACCGGCCAUCCACGGAGCAAACCCGGACAGACUUCUCCUGGGAUGGCAUCAACCUCUCCAUGGAGGACACCACUUCCAUCCUUCCGAAGCUUAAGCGAAACUCGAACGCCUAUGGCAUUGGGGCCCUGGCCAAGUCAUCGUUCUCAGGGAUUUCGAGAAGCAUGAAGGAUCAUGUGACAAAGCCCACAGCCAUGGGGCAGGGCCGGGUGGCCCACAUGAUUGAGUGGCAGGGCUGGGGGAAGACACCAGCCAUUCAGCCGCAGCACAGCCACGAGGCCGUCCGCAGGGACACAGAUGCCUACUCCGACCUCAGCGACGGCGAGAAGGAGGCCCGUUUCCUUGCAGGUGUCAUGGAACAGUUUGCUAUCUCCGAGGCUACUCUCAUGGCCUGGUCUUCCAUGGAUGGUGAGGACAUGAGUGUUAACUCCACCCAGGAAACACUGGGCUGCAACUACAGCGACAACUACCAGGAGCUGAUGGAGAGUCAGGAUGCCCUCGCUCAAGCCCCGAUGGAUGGCUGGCCUCAUUCCUAUGUGUCCCAGGGCAUGUACUGUCUGGGGUCAUCGGAUGCCUGGGAAGCGAGCGACCAGUCCCUCAUUGCCUCUCCGGCCACGGGAUCCUAUCUCGGGCCUGCAUUUGAUGACUCACAGCCUAGCCUGCAUGAAAUGGGACCUUCCCAAGCUGCUUCAGGAUACUCUGCUCAGGAGCCGUCUUCUUUGCUGGGGGGAGACACUGACUGGGCUCCAGGGGUGGGCGGGGUGGACCUGGCAAGAGGCCCCGUGGAGGAGGAGAAGAGGCCGCUGGCCCCCGAGGAAGAAGAGGAUGCGGGAUGCCGGGACCUGGAGUCCCUGUCCCCACGCGAGGACCCCGAGAUGUCCACCGCUCUCAGCCGGAAGGUGUCUGACGUCACAUCCUCAGGCGUGCAGUCCUUUGAUGAGGAGGAAGGCGAGGCCAACAACAACUAGGUUCCUCCCCCUCCUCGCCCAGCCGUCCACUCCUGCCUGAGGAGCCUGGCUGCAACCACACCUUCCUCCUUCCCCCAGCAGCGCGCCUGAAACCUGGGCAAGAAGACCCUGAUGAGCCCAGGAGGCGUCCUCGCCAGCAAAACGGAGGGCCAGGGUGGAAUUUUAUCCGGGCUUAUGCUGUAGAGACCACAGGUCCAGAAAUCGAGGCCCGGGCAACCGAGAUGGCCCGGAGCUUCGCUUGCCUGCGGGCUUCUGGGUCUGCGGCAGCGGAGCUCCAGUGUCCAUCCCGAGCUGGAUCGCUGUUCUUUGCUCCCUGAUCUCGUCUUCCAGAAGUCUCCACUGUGGCUGUCUGAAGGCCUCCUUUCUCCAAAUCACUCUUGCUCUUCCUGACUUUUUUCCUCUGGCUGUGACCCAGGCUCAGCCCCACUAUGAGGAGCAGACCUGGGGGGCUGUUGGAUGUGAUUCGAUGGACCCGGGUGGGGCCAGGGGCGGGGGGAGGGGGAGCAACGUACAGACCAUGUCUCCUUGGAGGGUGGAGAGUCUGCCCUCAGAGGUAACUUGGCUUCUGAGAUGAGGGAUCUUAGAGGAGAUGGACGUGGCAGCUGGGAUGCACAGGGGCCAGGUGGUCACUGGUGAGAGCCAGGACAAACACGGGCCACGUGCUUUGACAUCUUGAGUAUAUCCAGUGGAUGAACGGAGGACCCCACGGACCUGGGAAAGGACCCCCACCAGGGCUGGCUGCUCCAGCUCUUCUUCCCUUUUUCUGCCUUCUUCCAUCCCCUGCUCUGGGAGCCCCGGCCCCGACCCGCCAAGGGGAGACUUGGAAUGCUGGUGUCCUGGCCAGACAGGAAGCAUGAAGCUGCCUCCCUCCAUCCAGCCCUAAUUCUCUGGAGCUGUUUACACUUUUCUCUUUGCCUUUUCUACAUUUUUAUAACUUCUUGGGGACUCAGGGUUGAGUGGGGGUGGAAGGAGGGGUCUGGUGCUGUCAGGCACCCCCCGGAUUGGGGCGGAGGAGGGGGUUUGGUGUUGGCUGAGGAGCAGCGAGGUUGCUUGGCCCCCUUUGCCCCUCCUCGCCUCCUCCCAGGACUCCCGGGAGGACCUCACAGGUGUCCCCCCUCCUUCCCCAGACCUGAGGAGGACACGGUAUUCUUCCUCCCAGGAUAAGCCCCUGAAACUGCUUGCCCUCCCACACCCACUCUCCAUUCUGGGAGGGGGGUUGGGGGGGGGGGACCUCUGGGCAGCCCGUGAAGCCCCAGGACUUCUGUCACAGAGCCUGAUCGUAGGGGGCUGGGUUGAAAGGUAGAGUGCCGAGCCAGUACCCCCCCCCCCCUCCGCCCCCGCCUCCGCUGCAGAAUGAGGAGGCUGAGCGCUGGGGUGCCCCCCCAUCAAGCCCCCACUGUCAUACACACGUGCCCCUGAAAUGCAACCGAGGCCACGUCCCACGUCUUCUGGGGGAGGGGAGGAUGGCCACCCUCAGAGGUCGGUUCUUGCAGAGGAAACGGGUGGGCAGGGUGAGCCCAGGUAGGUGAAGUCGCCUCAUCCAAAGCGAUUACGGGCGCUGUGUGCUCACGUGACCGGACACUGCUGGCCCCGCCCUGCACCCCUUGCUGCAGGCCUUUGGGGUUUGCUGGUCACGGUUUCCUCCUCUCAAGGGGUCCCUGUUUCCUGACCUUUUGCACCCUGACCUCUCUCUAAGGCAUCAUCCUUUUCUCUUUACUCUCACCCGCUUCGUGCCCCAUCUUCCACCCCCAGACCGCAGGGGACAUCCAGUCCAGGGAGAGGGUUCAUUCAUCAACAGUUCCUUUUCCGCUCAGGGCCCUGUGGAGUCAGGAAAGGUCAUCUAAAGCAGCGAUCUCUCCUUCCUCCUUGCCCGAGGAAGCCCAGCGUCCCUGCCAGUCCUGCCAAAAGAUGGCUAAAACUCUAAAGAACUCAGCAGAGUUCAGAUGUGAGCGUGAGGGUGGGGUUCAGUCUCUCCUGGGCGCUGGCAUCGCUGCAGACCAGAGGUCGGGUGGGGCGGGGUCUGCACUUUGCAAGCAGCUCCCCCUCCGCUCUGAAGAGGGAGAAGACUCGAGGAGCUGGCCUGGGACCCUCUUAGGACUCUUCCAAGGGAGGGACUGCCUCUCUGGUGCUGGGGGCCAGGGUGCAUGGGGUUUGCUUGUAGCCUAUUUUAGGGGGAGGGGAGGGGCAUGUGCCGGAAGAGGCUGCUGGGGGUGGGGGAGGGUUGCUUUUUCUUUGGGGUUAAAGGCUGUGCAGCACGUUUUAGGACAGCCCCCAGAACAGGGCUGUUUUUAUAUCAUUGUGAAUGAAACUGCUCUUGCUAAAUUAUUUUCUUCUGGUGGGGGGGUGCACUUUCAUUUUCAAUUCACCUUAUUAAAGGAAAAUCGCAAUCUUCCAUUCCUCCCCUCCCCCCAUCGCCCCCCACCCAACCUCCC
Molecule: messenger RNA, 3580 nt
Organism: Dama dama (fallow deer)
Lineage: Eukaryota; Metazoa; Chordata; Mammalia; Artiodactyla; Cervidae
Gene: FAM131B
Product: family with sequence similarity 131 member B
Exons: 7
Coding region: 63-1148 (361 amino acids)
Source: RefSeq, a predicted model, not a curated record